Messenger RNA from Colletotrichum acutatum, 1218 nucleotides. RefSeq lists its product as uncharacterized. The transcript has a single exon. Lineage: Eukaryota; Fungi; Ascomycota; Sordariomycetes; Glomerellales; Glomerellaceae. Bases 72 to 830 code for a protein of 252 amino acids. The record is from RefSeq and is a predicted model, not a curated record.
CUUAUUUAUCGCCCUCUCAACAAGACUGCCUACCACGUACUUCCAGUAACCAACGCUGUCACCGUACAAUUAUGGCAAAUCACCGCGAAAAGGCCAUGGGGUUCGACAGAAACAUCGACAAUAGCCUUUCACCUUGUCUACGACUUCUUUUCUUUCUUCUAGGCUCAUCGAUAUGCACCCUGUUCACGCUUCUGGUUCCCUUCUCUCCAUUCUACGGAACUGAACACGGGAAUCACGGCCACUCUGAUACCAACCUCGGGCUCAUCACCAGCCUUCUCAAGGACAAAUUCCCUUGCGGCAGAGACGCUCCCACUGCAUUGUCACGUGGUUGCAAGUUUGAGUCAUACACGGCUACAUGGCAACCUCCGCAAUGUUUUGACUCGGCUCUAGAUGCCGAGUUCCGCCAGACUCGCCCAUGGAAGUUCUACACGUCUCGGAAUUCAACCACCGAGCUAUCCUGGUCUGACGUGGAGAAGAUCAAAGCAGGACAGGCUUGGACGACAUGGGAGUUCCAUCUCUACUCUUGUGCGUUCCUGUGGAAGAAAGAGGUCAAGAUCGCGCACGGUUUAGUCUCUGGUACCAUCGACUACCACCAGUGCCUAGACCAUGCGUUGAUGCAGGACUACACGAGGCCCAAGGACCAUGUAAGCAUCCCUUACUGGCCUCGCUUCACGUCUUGUCGACCACCUAGCGACUUAUCUGUUCACCAAUUCGAUUUGAAGCCUGGUGUGGAAAAGGGGCUUGGUAGUGAUGGUCAGCUAGCUGAAGUACAUGGGCAUUCCCACAUUCAUGGGGCGAACAAGGAAUUUGAUCACAAGCCAAGGGAAUAGACCACUUUCGUUAUUAGGGGCAGAUGUAGCAGCAGGCUGAUUAGCCAAUGGCUGUGUUCUCUGGCUCGUCAUGCAAAAGUCUAGUCAUCAUUACUAUCAUCAAUCCACAUAUCGCAACGAUGAACGUAAAGUCCUCUGAUUCUCAUACGUGGAUAACGAAGUUCGUUUCAAAUCAAUUACAAUACCCUGGCUACGAUGCAAAUUACAGUCUAGACUACCGGGAACUGGACCAUCGUUGGGCAGAUAAAGUAAGCCACACAAUAUUGUCGAUACCCGAGAGCGAAAGUGUAGUUAGAAUUUCGCGUCACAACUAGGUCCACAAUAAGGAUCAGGGAUUUUCAGAACCAAAGCAAAACAGGGCAACUACUUGUUCUUGGAAGUAUCCCAC